Messenger RNA from Prosopis cineraria, 1761 nucleotides. Its product is annotated as protein DETOXIFICATION 49-like. Gene Ontology annotation, biological process: xenobiotic detoxification by transmembrane export across the plasma membrane. The record is from RefSeq and is a predicted model, not a curated record. Lineage: Eukaryota; Viridiplantae; Streptophyta; Magnoliopsida; Fabales; Fabaceae. Gene Ontology annotation, cellular component: membrane. Gene Ontology annotation, molecular function: xenobiotic transmembrane transporter activity; antiporter activity.
CUCUACACGCAAUGCCUCAUCACCUCACUUCAACUUGUCUUCUUCUCUUCAUAUAAAAUCCCGAUCCCACUUCCAUCAUUUGAAACCUAACCACCAAACCUGACGAUGAAGAAGCCAUUCAUCCCAAAACUCUUGGAGUCCCCCACGCCUCACACUUUCUCUGACCCUUUCAAAGAGCUCAUUUCCAUUUCCAAGAUUGCUCUGCCCAUCAUCCUCACCGGUCUCCUCCUCUACUGCCGUUCCAUGAUCUCCAUGCUCUUGCUCGGCCGCCUCGGCGAGCUCAGCCUGGCCGGCGGCUCCCUCGCCCUCGGCUUCGCCAACAUUACCGGCUACUCCAUCCUCUCCGGUCUCGCCGUCGGCAUGGAACCUAUCUGCGGUCAGGCCUUCGGUGCCAAGAAAUUCAUCCUCCUCGGCCUCUGCUUGCAGAGAACCAUUCUUCUCCUGCUCUUUACCUCCAUCCCCAUCUCUCUGCUUUGGAUCUACAUGAAGCAAAUUCUGCUCUUGUGUGGCCAGGAUGAAGCCAUAGCCGCGCGAGCCCAGUCCUAUCUUCUUUAUUCCAUUCCUGAUCUUUUAGCUCAGUCUCUCUUGCACCCCUUGCGUAUCUACCUCCGAACGCAAUCCAUUACUUUGCCUCUCACCCUCUGUUCUGCUCUCGCCAUUCUUCUUCACAUACCCAUCAAUUUUUUCCUCGUUUCUUACCUUGGUCUGGGAAUAAAGGGCGUGGCUUUGAGUGCGGUUUGGACCAAUUUCAACCUCGUAGCUUCUUUGAUUUUGUACAUAGUUGUCUCGGGAACUCACAAGAAAACCUGGGGCGGUUUCUCUUUCGAGUGUUUCACACAGUGGAAGUCGCUCAUCGAGCUGGCGAUUCCAAGUUGCGUCUCUGUUUGCCUCGAAUGGUGGUGGUACGAGAUUAUGAUCUUGCUCUGUGGACUUCUCGUGAAUCCUAAAGCCACCGUUGCUUCCAUGGGAAUUUUGAUCCAAACAACUUCUCUUCUCUACAUUUUCCCGUCUUCCAUAAGCUUCAGUGUAUCCACCAGAGUCAGCAACAACCUCGGCGCUCAGAAUCCCUCAAAGGCGAAGCUCUCUGCCAUUGUAGGCCUGUCUUGCAGCUUUGUCUUGGGGCUCUCGGCUCUUUUGUUCUCUUUGAUGGUAAGGAACGUUUGGGCUAGCAUGUUCACGAGCGACAGAGAAAUUAUAAGCUUGACGGCGAUGGUUUUGCCGAUCAUAGGACUGUGUGAGCUGGGAAAUUGCCCACAAACAACAGGUGGGGUACUGAGGGGCACUGCGAGGCCAAAAGUAGGAGCGAACAUAAACUUGGGAAGCUUUUAUCUGGUAGGAAUGCCAGUGGCGAUAUGGCUGGCUUUCUUUACUGGGUUUGAUUUUGAAGGUUUAUGGCUUGGGCUGUUGGGGGCUCAGGGAGCUUGUGCAGUGACCAUGUUGGUGGUUCUGAGUCGAAUGGAUUGGGAUUAUGAGGCCCAGAGAGCUCAGUUAUUAACAGAAACAGGGGAAGCAGAUGAUGGAACAGAGGAGGAGGCAGAGACACACAAGAUCAUAAUUGGAUGAUCAAGAGGAAUGGAAAUAGUCGUGGGUUUAAUUCUUAUUUUGUUAUUAUCAUAAUUUUAUUCUUGAUCCAAUCAAACUCUUCAGAAAUUCCUUUUCUUAUGCUCAUUGCUUAAAAAAAUUCCUUAAAUAUGUUGCAAAGAAAGGAUUAAUGUACCAUUUGAAUUUUCAAUUAUAAGUUUAAGUGUAAUUUGAACUUUA